CAUUGACACUUUGUGAUCAAAAUAAUCACGGGGUUGAUCGUGGAAUGAGUCGAAGGAGUUCUUGUCAAGCUAAAAUGUAGCUGAUUUUCUGAAAAAAACUAUAAGGGAUGUGAUCUGGAGUUUAUAGCUGUGCAGACGACAGAUGACGACUCUGCAAGCAGAAAUACGUCUUAACAGUCUCAAAACUGUUGUGUUUCGAUUGGAAAGUUCCAUCAAUAAGCCAGUUGGAGAUGAGAACGUGCUGCUUGCUCCACUCUGCGAUGGCAUAGAGGCGAUUUUUAGAUUUGGAUUGAAGAGUUCCGUGUUCGGUCUCAAGAAAUGGGAUUACUGGUGUUGGAUAGAGGCGCUGAUCGAUUACCUCCCCAACGAUAGGCAGAAGUUGGCCUACAUACAUGCGGUAACGUUCGUAAAAUCAUGCAAGAAGAUCAACUCAUACCAGGGAUAUGGCCGACAAUUCAUUCGCCUCGCUCUGAUGAAGAGGCUUUUACCGUAUACAGUUCAGAGUCUAGCCAACUCACCCAUACUCAAGUACUGGUACAGAAACUCUGCAGUUGUUCGCGAUAAAGUUAUGAGAGAAAUGUUUCUGGAAAUCUUGAAAGAAGUAAAUGAGCAUGUUUUCACCCUGGACUUCAAGAAUUGCAGUUUCCUGGAUGAAACAUGGUUGAUUCCUGUUCUCAGGCACGUUGAAAUCGUACCUUGUAAACAGCUCGGCUUGAUUGUAAGAGCUGUGAACGGGAGAGUCAUAGUGGCUCAAGUGAGGAAAAACAGCGCUGCGGAAGAUGCUGGCAUCGCUUAUGGCGACACACUGGACGAGUUAGUAGGGAUAGUUCUGCGCAAGACCACGGCUGGCAAGGUUGUUGAUCUUCUGAAGCGAAACACCGGUAGGCCAAUUUCGUGUACGUUAGUAAAGGGCAAACUCCAUACUGGACAGCUUUUUCCGCCAUCCGCAGAGCGCAUGACUGUAAUUACCGCCGAUCCUUACAAGGAGAAGGAUAGCGACUUUGGCAAAGCUCCACAACAGCUGGCAGGAUUCGAGGAGACUCCAGUUCAUGCGUCAGACACAAUUGCUAUAUAUGCAGCCACGUAUUAUGGAAAAUUGGCAGUUGGAGGGGAUGGAGGUGUUGCAGUGAUUGAAGACUCUAUUUUGGACAUUUUAAAACAGAACAACAAACCAAGGCCUGUCUUCCUGAACCUAACUGAGACAAAUAUUGUGGUCACAGAUCAAGCGACAUCAAAGGUGUUGGGAACACACUCAUUUACUGAAACAUCGUCUUGUGGUCGACGCACUGACAGAAAAGAAAUGAUAGCUUUCGUUUCAGGGGAAACAACGUGCAAUAUGGCGAAAAAUUUUUAUUGCUAUGUAUUUGAGAUGACAACGGAAAGAAUCGCCAAAGUCGUUUUGUAUAGCAUUGCUGAUGGUUUCCUACGUACAGUGUGGUUUGUGUGAGGAACACAACUUCAAAUGGGACAUCGGGAUAGCCUCUGCACGUAGUGACACCUCAUGCAGUUCAAUACACAGUUUGUGUUUUUUAUUUCACCAACCAAAACGUGCCUCAAGUUGAUCUGAACUUGAAUGCCCGCGUUUUGAUGUACAUUUCAACGUUGCGUACUCUAUAUAGACGUGCACAAUGAUAACACACAGAAUUUCAUACUGAAUGGAGACAGAAUUUGUUACAUCAGCAGGAUAAGAGAGCUGUAGAAAUCUCACAGCAGCUUUUUGUAACUAAUGAGGGGAAAAAUUGAUUUUUUCCACUCAAAAUGUGAGAAGGGAAUUCGCUUUUCCUUUACGUUUGAGGACAAGGCCUUGUGUGCUAAAGGGUUCGAUGAGAAUUAACUAACUGACUUAAAUGUAAAUAUUUUUUUCUUAUUACAUCGGUGAGGCUUUGAUAUUCCUUUAGUUAGUUGAUUUACCAACGUCUUUCUAUCAAAUGUUAAUUUGACAAAAGAGGAAGGUCAAUAGAAGUAGCUGGAUCUGAGCUUUUAUUUAUGGGAAAUGUUUUUCCUAACCUGUCCAUGCACAUACGAAUUUAGGGUGGAAAUAUUUGGAGAAUUUCAGAUUUAAUCUUGCAUUAAGAGGGUUAUAUAGUUGACACAUGAAUUUUUUUGUUUUUAUUUAUUCUUU
Pocillopora verrucosa is the source of this 2122-nucleotide messenger RNA. Lineage: Eukaryota; Metazoa; Cnidaria; Anthozoa; Scleractinia; Pocilloporidae. The record is from RefSeq and is a predicted model, not a curated record.